AGAGGGUGAAAGAUUUGUGGAGCUAUCGAGUUGUUUACAUAGCAUCACUUGUGUCGUUGUUUGCACAGCGUUUUUGUCUGGAUACGUGACACUUUUCAAAUGGAGUGCGGUUCUGUGUGGUUCAGUACGCACUUGGCUACCAAGAUAUCUCAGGUCGAGGCAGUCUCUAUAAGUCCGUCUUGGACCUCAGUUCUGUGCUCACGAUGUCGCAUCCACAUGGCCUGUUUUUGGGGAUUUUCCUACUCCUAAUCUGGGGUGGAGCUGUGAACGGGGAGUUUUACUCAUCAGUGGAUAGUAUGCAGGAUCUGGCCCAAGUGGAACAAGAGCUCCUAAAUGCCACGCGUUCGUAUGUGGAGGCCCAGCAAAAGCAGCUAGACUUUUACCGCAGAUAUGUGGACCAAAUAAAACGGGAGCAUGAGGUGGCCAUGGGUCAGUUAAGACUGGAUGAGUAUCUGGGUCACCCUCUCCACGCCUUUAGAUUGAUCAAGCGAUUGGUUCAGGACUGGGAUGAGCUGAUCUUCGAAUCCAUACUCGAAAACAAGCCCAGAGAAGAUUUCCGUGGAUUUGUGGAGGUUUUGAGCACCGAAUUGGGCUAUCCCGAUCAAUCGGAGCUCCAGGGAGCCAUCAAGGGCUUGGCCCGGCUUCAGAAGGUCUACAACCUCACGACCACCGAUUUGGCCGACGGCGUCAUCAAUGGCUAUAACUAUGACUCGGAGUUACAAUGGCGCGAGGCCUUCGAAAUAGGGGUGCAACUCUUCGACCUCGGGGAGUACCAGAGAUCCCUCGAGUGGCUCCAGGUGGCCUUUGUCCUGCUGCGAAAUAGUCCCUUGGAGGAGAAGGAUGAGAAUGGGUACCUAGCAGAUAUUCGGGAGUACGCAGCCAUGGCCAACUUUGAGUUGGGUAAUCCCAAGAGAGCCGACAGACUCUUGAAACAGAUCCUCGAACUUGAACCGAUACACUCCGCCCAGCAAACGCGAAAGUAUCUGGAGAGCAGAGAGCCAGGAAAGAACGAGAAGGAGAAGAAUCCCUCCUGGUUUGCCAACUACACGAGGCUGUGCCAGGGCAGAAGAUUGCCGGAGGAAAGGAAUGGCAACCCUCUAAAGUGUUACCUAGACGGAAAGCGCCACUCCUACUUCACCUUGGCUCCCCUUCAGGUGGAACCGGUGCACCAGGAUCCGGACAUCAAUGUCUAUCACGGAAUGCUGAACUCCAAGCAGAUCUCUUCCAUCUUCGUGGAGGUGGACAAGGAGGAGAUGGUGCGAUCCGCCGUCUCGGGAGAAGGUGGCAAGCGCACAGUGAGGGAUCUCCGGGUCAGUCAGCAGACCUGGCUGAACUACACGGCCCCGGUGAUGCAGUCCAUUAGCCGGAUGAUCCAGUUUGUGUCCGGAUUCGACAUGGCCGGAGCCGAGCUCAUGCAGGUGGCCAACUACGGAGUGGGCGGCCAGUACGAGCCGCAUCCGGAUUACUUUGAGUUCAACCUGCCAGAGAACUUCGAGGGGGAUCGCAUCUCGACAAGCAUGUUUUAUCUCUCCAAUGUGGAACAGGGCGGCUAUACUGUCUUCACCAAGCUGAAUCUCUUCCUGCCUCCUGUCAAGGGAGCCAUGGUCAUGUGGCACAACCUCCAUCGAUCCCUGGAUGUGGAUGUGCGCACCCUGCACGCCGGCUGUCCAGUCAUCGUGGGUUCCAAAAGGAUUGGCAACAUCUGGAUGCACUCGGGCUUCCAGGAAUUCCGUCGCCCCUGCAACCUCACCUCGGAUAGCUACAAAUCCGUUGCCUAUCAGAGCGCAGAGUAAUUCAUAUAUUUUAUAAAUAAAUAGCUAACUUUAA
Messenger RNA from Drosophila biarmipes, 1827 nucleotides. RefSeq names its product prolyl 4-hydroxylase subunit alpha-1. Gene Ontology annotation, molecular function: iron ion binding; procollagen-proline 4-dioxygenase activity; L-ascorbic acid binding. Lineage: Eukaryota; Metazoa; Arthropoda; Insecta; Diptera; Drosophilidae. Gene Ontology annotation, biological process: peptidyl-proline hydroxylation to 4-hydroxy-L-proline. Bases 204 to 1793 code for a protein of 529 amino acids. The record is from RefSeq and is a predicted model, not a curated record. Gene Ontology annotation, cellular component: endoplasmic reticulum. The transcript has 5 exons.